Trichoderma harzianum CBS 226.95 is the source of this 1276-nucleotide messenger RNA. RefSeq lists its product as hypothetical. Gene Ontology annotation, biological process: protein localization to ciliary inversin compartment. Gene Ontology annotation, molecular function: protein binding. The transcript has 2 exons. Gene Ontology annotation, cellular component: ciliary inversin compartment. The coding region runs from base 1 to 1194 and encodes 397 amino acids. The record is from RefSeq and is a predicted model, not a curated record. Lineage: Eukaryota; Fungi; Ascomycota; Sordariomycetes; Hypocreales; Hypocreaceae.
AUGCUUCUCACACGCUCUGUAAACAACGAUGGUGCUACGCCUCUUCACCUGGCGGCAUCAAAUGGGCAUUUGGGUAUUGUCGACUGGAUCUCCAAGAGACCAGACUUGGAUCUGAAUCGGCAGGACAAAUCCGGAUGUACGUGUGUGGAACGGGCGGCAAAAGCAGGGCACGCUGAAGUUGUCAGUUUGCUCCUGGAUAAUCCGAAUAUGACGGUCGACUGGAACUCCAACCAAAGGUCAAACCCCCUUUGUCUUGCGGCCGAGUAUGGCCAUGAAGCCACGGUAAGGGUGAUACUCGAGCGUCACGGACACAGAAUCAGCGUCAAUUCCCAAGCCGCAUAUGGUAUCACAGCUCUCACCUUUUCGGUGCUUCGUGGCCGUAUGGCCAUCACCGACCUGUUGAUUCAGCAGAAAGGAGUCAACGUCAAUGCGGAAGAUCAUUUGGGCAACAGCACAUUGCACAUGGCUGCCGUAUGUAUCGCGGACAAGACGAUGGUUCAGCUCCUCCUUGAGCAUCCAGCAACAGACGCCAAUCUGGGCAACUGCAAGAAAACGACUCCUCUCAUCAAAGCAGUACAAGUAAACCACGACUGGGCGGUCGAAUUCUUACUGAAAUGGCAUGCCAUUGAGCCUGACAAGAAGGAUUACUGGGGAAUGACUGCUCUCUCAUGGGCCGCAUUCUUGGGCCGCAAGAAGAUGGUUGAAAGGCUGCUUGAACUAGAAGAGGUUGAUCCUAAUUCGCUGGACGAGGACGGCUUGACGCCUCUCGCCCUCUGCAUGCAAAUGGGGUGGCCGGACGUGGCCGAGGUUCUUCUCAAACACCCCGAUGUCGAUGUUAACGCGGAGGACGAUUGGGGCUGGACGCCGCUCGCCCAUGCCAAAAACGCCCCAAGAAGCAAGUCUGUUCCUUUAAUGAGGCUUCUAACCCAGCACGGAGCAACCAUGACGCUCCACGCAGAGAUGAUUGUCAUGUACAACGCAUUGGUCGAUUCUGAUAUUGCCAUAAGCUUAGUGGAAUCGAUAAUCAAGUGCAAGAACAUCGAGGCAUAUAUGACAGAGCGUUUUGGGCGAGAAAAGACCGAAUUGGCCAUGAUUGAUGGCGAACGAGGCGUGCGAGCGCUUCUCUUCCGGGAUACUCGGGCCGCGAGGAUGAGAAGGGAUGGGAUAGAGGGGAUGCUUUGCUUAGAAGGUUAGUCCUUUGAGUAUCUGAUACUGUCGCUAUAUUCUGCUACUAUCCGCUGUUAUAGAUAUAUAUAUCCACUUUCUGCUACCAUCG